Adineta steineri is the source of this 524-nucleotide messenger RNA. Lineage: Eukaryota; Metazoa; Rotifera; Eurotatoria; Adinetida; Adinetidae. The record is from the annotation of a GenBank genome assembly.
CCAUUUAAUUUAUACCCAUUUAAUAAAUAUUCUAUUGAAUUUUCUUCUUUUUAGAAUGUGCAGCACUGGUUAAACAAGGAAAAGUUUAUGGAGUUGGUACUGAAGAUAUGGAUGCUUUGACAUUUGGUGCUGAUGUACUUGUACGUCAUUUAACUUUUAGUGAAGCACGAAAAAUGCCUAUUCGUGAAUAUUCAUUAUCAAAAGCACUUCUCGGUUUAGGAAUUAAUUUUGAAGAAUUUACAGAUUUAUGUAUUUUACUUGGUUGUGAUUAUUGUGAUUCGAUAAAAGGUAUUGGACAAAAACGUGCACUUGAUUUAAUCAAACAAUAUCGUAAUAUUGAAACUAUUCUUAAAAAUAUUGAUAGAAAAAAAUAUGGUGUACCUGAUGAAUGGGCUUAUGAACAAGCAAGACAUUUAUUCAAAGAACCUGAUGUUUUACCAGCUGAUGCAACUGAUCUUAAAUGGACUGAACCUGAUGAACCAGCUCUUGUACAAUAUAUGGUUACUGAAAAAGGAUUCUCGUAA